This is a messenger RNA of Plenodomus lingam JN3, 699 nucleotides long. RefSeq lists its product as uncharacterized. Lineage: Eukaryota; Fungi; Ascomycota; Dothideomycetes; Pleosporales; Leptosphaeriaceae. The record is from RefSeq and is a predicted model, not a curated record.
AUGGCUUUGCUUCAAUUCGGAACGACACUGGUGUUUGGCGUGCCGCCGCUGUGGAAUAAUGAGAACCAGCCGGAUCCCAAAGUUCGUCAUUUUCAAGCAAUUAUGGUCGGCAUUUUGGGCACAAUCCCUACCUUGACACUAGCCUACGUCACAGCACCUUUUGUUCACCAGGUCUUUAUCCAAAUCCCUGAAUAUGCGAGACGUAGCAGAAAAGACCUUUCGCACUUUGCCAGCACGUUGAGAAGCAAGCCGGUAGCCACUGCAAACACGAAGCUCGAGUUUGUAACGCUCCGCAUCUUCCCCUUUCGGAAACACACCACAGCCUUCAUCCAUGAGCUGCGGGCAUUGCCUCCGAUGCGCUUCCGCCUGGCAAACAUUGAACUACCAAAGACCGAAGGAUGGGCACGGCGCCAACGUGCAAAAGGCAUCAUGAAGCGGAUCUGGGACGUCAUCAACGAGCCGCGUUUCAAGUUCUACGUCAAGGAGGGCCGCUUCUUCACGACCAAGACGGGGGUUCCGGGGGUAUGGGAAGAAGUCGCGGCGAGAAUUCACGAGCAGACUGUUGAAGAGAAUGAGGCGAAGCAGGCCAGGACGGGGGGGAAGAAGACGGCACUCGUUCGGAAACCAGCAGUCAGGCUGGUGAAGCCAGUUGUGAGAGAGCCGGUCAAGAGGCAGACUUCACGGCCUAUACCGAAAUAA